This is a messenger RNA of Scleropages formosus (Asian bonytongue), 2699 nucleotides long. RefSeq names its product atypical chemokine receptor 5 (gene ackr5). Bases 1170 to 2240 code for a protein of 356 amino acids. Gene Ontology annotation, biological process: G protein-coupled receptor signaling pathway. Gene Ontology annotation, molecular function: G protein-coupled receptor activity. The record is from RefSeq and is a predicted model, not a curated record. The transcript is spliced from 2 exons. Lineage: Eukaryota; Metazoa; Chordata; Actinopteri; Osteoglossiformes; Osteoglossidae. Gene Ontology annotation, cellular component: membrane.
GGGGGGGGAACAAGCCCCCACUAGGAGGUUUUUUAGGAUCAAAAAGUGCUGACAGACUGGAGGAAGGUGAGGGAGACGGAGAACAUUGUGCUGUGCAGCACACACUGCUGACGCAUACAGCACAGAACUGCAAAUAAAGGUAACCGACUUCAGCACUGGACCAUCUGAAAGCGAGCCCAACCCAGAAGUGGAGGGCAUGAGAGUGUCCAGCCUGGACAGAACAAUCCGUCACGGAGCAGUCGCACACCCGCACACUGCAAGGACAAACCAGUCCACCUGAAACACAAGUGGAGCACCUGGAGACCAUUCAUGAGAACAUGCAAACCCCACGUGUGCUAAACCCAGAUUCAAAUCCACAAGAGCUGUGAAGCACCAGAGCUACCUACUAUGCCACCAUGCAGCCCAGAAAAAAACUGCUGUUUCUUUCAUCAUUUAAGUGAUGUAUUUUUGGAACUUAUCAGGGUGAAAGAUCUGUUUCAAUCUUGCUCAAGUGUAGUUUUUUAUUAUUAUUAUUAACUCACAAACCAUGUCUUAUUCGAGACUGAUACUGAAAUGGUUCAGGACAGGGAACCAUUCUUGCAGCACACCCUCCACUUCUAGUUCCUGUACACUGUUCCUCGAUAGCUGUGGGUUUUCCUGCCACCGGCCCCUUUUCUUUUAGGUAGGUGUGUGCGCGCGCGCGCAUGUGUCACUUCCUCAUCAAUUUCCCGAGGUACCCCAGUCUUCCAACACAAACCCCUGACCGAUUUCUCAAGGCUGGUCUUUCAAACAGCGACGGGGGUCACCUUCAGUGCUGCUGGAAGCUGUCUUGGUCCUCAUGCAAGUUCACACUCAUUGAGGGGCUUGAGAACUGCAGAGGUGCUAACCGCUUCCUGGUCUGCCUUAUCAUGCAGCACAAGAGGUUUCUGUCCAGAGACACCACCUCCAGCAAGGAGGUCCCAUCAGUUAGUGUUGUAGGACAUGGAGCGCAGGAGAUGGGGAGAGCCUUGGGGGGGGGGAGGGGUGGAGACCAUCUUAAUGUGCCACUCUAGUGUGCCUGGAUGAGCCCAGAUCAUCUGAGACCACGGAGAGAGACAGUCCUCCACCCUGUCCUCCAGCCAUCUAGCUGAGCUUCUGAGGGACUCUCCGUUGGCCACCUCUUCCUCCUGCAAGGCCCACAGUGCAAGGCCAUGGACUUUGUCCGCAACUUCACACACUUCAAUGAGGACAUUCCCUGGUUCGUAGAGGAGUGCACCCUCGCGCUGAAUGUGGACUACCGGCGCAUCUUCCUCUUCCUGUCCUACCUUAUGUUGUUUAUGGUGGGCCUGGUGGAGAACUCGCUGGUAGUGUGGAUCAACUGGAAGCGGAGGCAUUCUUGCAGCAGAGUGCUAUUCUGCGUGCUCAACAUCGGCAUUUCGGACCUAAUGAUGGUUCUGGUGAUGCCCUUCUUCAUGCUGGAGGUGGCCAUAGACAUGGUGUGGCUGUGGGGCCGUUUCCUCUGCAAGUUCACGUACCUCGUUUACGUCAUGAACUUCUACAGCAGCACCUUCUUUCUGGCCUACAUGACGCUGGAGCGCUACUGGUCGCUUGUCGGCCCUCAGCCGUACACCUGCGGCCUGUCAGAGCGCUACUGGCGGAGGUUAAUGUGCGGCGGCCUGUGGAUGCUGGCCGUGCUGCUGACCUUUUUGGAGAACGUGCACGUUGACCUGGUGGAGUGGGAUGAGCCUGGCUGCUUCAUGAUGCCUGACUACAGCUACACUGAAUGGUUCGCCUCCAUCUCCAUCCUCAACCUGCUCUUUCAGUUCAUUGGGCCUGGUGCCGUCAUCAUCACGUGCAACGUGAUGAUCGCACGGGCCGCGGCCACGGCCCCGGAUGUGCAGGGGCGCCGAGACGUGUGGCUCGUGCACGUGUACUCUCUCGCAUUCGUACUCUGUUGGCUGCCCUACCACCUGGUAGCCAUCUUCCUUACGGUGGAUGAUCUAGACCCAUACCUCUUCAGCUGUGACACCAUGCACGCGUUCUACUUCUCCUACACCAUUGUUCAGUGCCUCUCACAGUUCCACUGCAUCGCCAACCCCAUCCUAUACAACUUCCUCAGCAAGAGCUUCCGCAAUACCCUCAUCAACACCGUGCUACAGUACGUGCCUCAGGAGGCCAUCGAUAGCCCAGUGAACGCGGCCCCGGCUGAGGUGGCCCCUGCAGAGAAAGGGCGGCGGCACAGUAUCAGCAGCACCACCAGCCACUCGGAUGUGAACCUGUGAAGUACUGGUCCAAAAACAGCGGUGGCACCACUCAACUUGGAACACAAGGGAAACCGGAGCCUUUUCCUUGAGCUACACGCAGCCUUAGAGCCGGUGACUCGGAGACCAUUGACAAGGGCAACACAACACGCAUGCUGCUUUUUGCAACGUGUGCUGUUUUUUUCUUAUAUACUCCCUCAAAUGGAGAUAAGCACUCAUUUUCUGUUGUGAUAACUGUAGUAGAGGCACUUCCACCUUCGCUCUAGGACUGUAAAAUGUCAUAUGCUACACACAUUACAAUGUGUGGCUGGAGUUAAAAAAAAAAAAAAAAAAAAGUUGACUUAAAGGGGGGGGAGAUCAAGUCAAGAUGCAAUGUUAUUACUGAUUAUAAAUGCUAAUGUAUUUUAUGCUCAGAGCUACUGCUCUUGUAUAUUUUGUCAGCGCCUUAACGGAUGUGAAUGAGUUUUGACAUCCAAUUAA